CCCUCAGAAACUGAAGUGGUAGGCUGAGUGGUGACGAUAGACGUGGAAGUGAAAGCAGGUUGCUAGUCUUUUACAGCAGUCAGAGAUGGAUAAGUUCAGGACGGUUCUGAAUAUUGCCAACAAACAGACUAACCUUGGUUUCGGCUUGGUUGCCAUGCUGACAGCAGGAGGGGAGCAGAUCUUUUCCUCAGCGGUGUUCAGAUGUCCCUGCAAUGAGCUGAACUUCCUGUACGGCAUGGUGUUCAUGCUGGUGCCUGCUCUAGUUCUGCUGCUGCUGGGUUACAUCCUGAGUAAGAAGACGUGGAAGACGUUGACAGGUCUGUGCCAGAACAGGGCCAAGCUGUGUGGCUGGAGGAGGCUGACCGCCACCGGGACGGCCCUCUUCCAGAUAAGCAUUACUGCGCUGGUAGCGCCUUCCAGCUGGAUUGCUGUGGCUCUGCUCAACGGGAACUACUAUGAGUGUGCGAUAACCGGAACCAAUGUGAGCACUUUCAACAAGCAUCUGUGUGGAGAGAUGUCUCUGGUCCAGUGCCAGAUGGAGCUGUACAAGUUCCCCUGCAGGACAGGCAGCAGAGUCGGGCAGGCUGACAGAGAGGAUGUGCUGCUCACCCUCAGAGCUCAGUCUCAGAUACUGGGUUGGCUGGUCAUCUCCUCUGUCAUGUUGAUCAACCUGCUGCUAAUAUGUGUGGCUCGGUGUGCCUCCCCCAUCAGCUACCUGCAGCUCAAGUUCUGGAGGGCGUAUGCUCAGGAGGAGGGGAACAUGUUUGAUUCAUACAUUACUAAACAUGCCAAAGAGCUUGCUGAGAGAAACCUGAAGAGCUUCUUCAAACAGACACCGCCUGAAAACAUCAUCACUCCUUCCAACAAGGACUGGAAGAAGAUCUCCUCCCUCUACAAGUUCAGCACCAAAGACCACUACUAUAGCACCUUGCACUGGUAUGUGGAGAACUGCCACGAGACCGACAAGGAGAUGAUGAGGAUGACUUCAGUCAAGUCAAGCGAGCCUGCUGAUGACAACCCUGCUGUUCUUCAUUUUGUAGAUGAUGGUGUGAUUUCGCUUUGAGGAAGUUUUAUCACGUCUCACGGGAUUGUCUGUGUUACAGUUAGACUGGUUUACUGAUAGAUUCUAACUGAUAAUAUCAGUAAACUGCACAUAGUGCAGGUCUGGCGUUUAUCCACAGAGCCAAGUGACAGGUGCAAGAUUGGAUUUUGCUUUUAAAGGACAACUUAUUAGCUUAAAUAUCAAGUAGAACAUUCGGCCUUGCCAUAAAACUGCUCCUUGACAUAGAAAUGCUGAAAACCAAUUUUUUUAAUAUGGAGGUAUGUGGACAAUAAGGGGGAUGAGCUGUAUCAAGAUCAUGAUUCCAGUCUUCAGCAUCACCAUCAUCACAUGAUACAUUAUAUCUUUGUGAUAGAAGUGGUUUCAUAAAAGUUAGAGAAGUGUGAUCUGAGGUUUUAGUUUGGUCCAGACCUGCCAGAUCUGAUGGGAAAAGUGAAAGAACAGCACCUGGGGCAGCUUCUGUGACCAUUCCCCAGCUCCCAGGUGUGAAUGUGUGCAGGUGUUCCUGAAAAAGAGAACGGCUGUCAGUGAAAUUACCCAGAAAGAAUAAAUACGGAAAAAAUUCACUUUGCGUUUAAUUGGACAUAGUUGAUCACAAGUUGCAGCUGACUGAAGAAGAAAGAAACUGAAGAAAAUACAAACUGAAUCCAUAAUGUCUUCAGAUUCCACCAAACUAUGACCAAAACCAUGUUCAACUUUUUCUACUUUCACUGCAUGUGCAACAGUUGACAUCCAUAGCACACACCAGAUGCUCCAUGCAUACAGAAGAAGUAGUGAAAGUAUUUAUGUGUUGAUCUAGGGAGUCAGUAUAAUAAACAUUUCUGAAGAGCUGAUGUGUCAAAACUAAGAAAUAGGAGAGGAUAUCAAACCAAUGACUCACACUAAGAUGCUGCUGGUGUGCAGGCUUUCAUAGAAAACAAUGUUUUCAUGUGUGUCAUGAAAUUUAGCUGAUACUUUGUCUUGCUCAGGGACACAUUAGUGUCAUAGUGGGGAGCUGAACCCGGGUCUCUCACACCCAAGGCAUGCGUCUUAUCCACUGUACCAUCACCACACCAAAUGCCACUGGGUGCCCUUAAGAUUCUACUGCCACGCUGUGGAGCUGUGAAGCUGUGAAGCUGUACUUAGUGUUGCUUUGAGUUUUUUUUUUAGUUCAGUCUAUGUGUUAGCAUGCUAACAUGUUCUAAUUAGCACUAACACAUUUAUAAAGCGCAUCCCAAUUAACCUCUCAUUGACACACUCACAAACAGAUGGCAGCGAGCUAGAGUUCCAUGCAAGGUGGUGGCCUGACCAUCGGGAGCAAUUUGGGUUUCAUUGACUUGCCCAAGGACACUUUGACAUGUGGACGGACCGCCAGCCUUAAUUAAUGGACGACCCACUCUAACGCCUGAGCCACAGCGUACAGCUGAGACUGAUGUCCUGACCUAAUGAUGGCACUAAAUAAAAAAGUUAAGAAAUAACCAAGUUGUAACAAUUCAUCCUGUGGGGUACGUCUGAACCAAAUUUCAGAAAAAAAAAAUGAAAUCUGAAAUGUGGAAAAUUGUCAAGUUAAUAAAUAAUACUAAAAACUGUACCCUCCCUGUACCUAAUAAAUAAAAAUGUGAUAUGUCAUUAUCAGUAAAA
Messenger RNA from Micropterus salmoides (largemouth bass), 2680 nucleotides. Its product is annotated as calcium homeostasis modulator protein 6-like. Gene Ontology annotation, molecular function: monoatomic cation channel activity. Bases 86 to 1063 code for a protein of 325 amino acids. Lineage: Eukaryota; Metazoa; Chordata; Actinopteri; Centrarchiformes; Centrarchidae. The record is from RefSeq and is a predicted model, not a curated record. The transcript has 2 exons.